Monomorium pharaonis (pharaoh ant) is the source of this 3095-nucleotide messenger RNA. RefSeq lists its product as uncharacterized. Bases 1067 to 1477 code for a protein of 136 amino acids. Lineage: Eukaryota; Metazoa; Arthropoda; Insecta; Hymenoptera; Formicidae. Gene Ontology annotation, cellular component: membrane. The transcript has 9 exons. Gene Ontology annotation, biological process: vesicle-mediated transport. The record is from RefSeq and is a predicted model, not a curated record.
UCGAGUUCUAAGUAGGCUCAAUCGAAAGCUUGGGGUCGAUUUAUAUUAGAAAACUAUUUUUAUUUUUCCUCUACAUGUCCUAUGAAUGGAGAUAUCGCGACGCAAAAUCCGAAAAGCCAAAAUUUCAUUUUAAGAUACGUCGUCGUCAUCGUCAACCUUGUAGGUGCUUGUAGGUAAAGACCUAUAAUCAAAGGCUGCGUUCCGUUUCAACGCAUGAUGCGCAUAAUGCAUUGUUCAUCCUUGUUUAACGUUUGACAAACAACAAGGAUGAACGAUGCAUCAUGCGUAUCAUGCGUGAAACGGAACGUACCCAAAGAUGCGCCACCAUGACUGCCAUCCACCAUCUUGUACCCAUACGGAGACUGGAUGGGGGCUGGGGCCGGUGGCUGGGGUCUGGAGUAGUGGAGAUAGUAAACUAUGUGAGCCUGCUUCAAGUUGUACGCAGCCAUAUAACAGAUGCAAAUUUAAUUUUUCUUGUUCUUUCUGAGUGUAUCGUCAAAAUAUAGUGACCCUCAAGAGUGCAGAGAUUGAAUUACCUUAUAAUUUCUGACACAUAUUCCUUUAACCUAUUGUAAGUUUAAAAAAUUUAUUUUUCUUUAAUUACGGGAACGUGGUUACUUUCACCAGGAAGAUCGAGGAUGGACUUUUCUUUAGGAUCUAGGCCGGUUCGAGAAAUCAACUGGUUUCUUUAGUAACAAGGUUCCAGGCUCCGACUGACUUGCUCCGGAUCCGCAUCUUCCUUGGAGCCGGGAGUUGACAGCCGGAAGAUACUUCUAACGCCAUCUGUGACGCCAUCUACCUCCGUUUUGGCCUCGCACGCCACCUAUUCCACGCCGCCAUCUUAGAUAUACUGGGAGGGACGACGGGCCGACGGUGCCAUAUUGCAGAAGAAUACUAAUACGAAGAAAAAGACGUACGCUCACCAUACCGAUACCGUGGAAGUAUUUUAACUGCUAUCUGAAAGCGGCAAAACGAAUUUCAGACAAUAUUCAUAGUACACUGAGAAUAAAGUGCACUGUAUCAAUUCACAAAAUUAUUAAUUGCCGAUUCUGAAGAAAUAUCCAUCAUGGUUUGCGAUCGUAUGCCCGAUUUGCUUGUCCUUCUCCAGAGCCAAAGCAUCUCUGACGAAGGAUUCCAGCAGGCUCAAAAUCCUCCAGAACUACAGGAAGUGCCCGACGAUAACCAAAGCAACACCUCUGACGAAAAAUUCCAGCAGACUCAACAUCCUCCAGAGUUACGGAAGUUGCUCGACAAUGGCGGAGAGAUACACAACCUGAUUUAUUCUAUAGUUAAGAAAGUUUCUAUCGUGAAGGAUAUGCAUACACAAAUCACGGAUUUACAAAACAAAGAGAAACUUUUACAGUCAAUAUUACGAGGUACACUCGAGACUAACGUAUCUAUAAUUUCAAAGAAGGCUUUUCGAGUACAGCGAAGAUUCAACCAUAUUUUCUCGAUUGGAAUAAUGUCAGGAUUUUAGAUUCCGAAGUUAAUUACCAAAAAAGAUGAAUAACUGAAAUGACUCAUAUUAAAGAACAAACCAACGAAAUAAAUGUACAGAAAGAUACAGUAUCUCGAUAAAUCUUAUUAUUGUUUAUUUGACACCGUGUCUAAACGCGGUUAACGGAAACAAUCUCCAUUCCGUCUUUCAUUGUCAAUUGCACAUACGUCUUGAUACUCUCGUUUUGAUAAUAUCUGCUUAUACUAACUACGCGCAUUAAUUAAUGCAUGUAAGUUCUUCUGUUUUGCUAGCUAUUGUACGAUCGUUUUUACAUUUCAUAAAUAUCAUUUACUCUUUUGUUGCGUUUAGAUAUAUCUCUACUUAAUAUUGGACGAGAGUUUUUUAAUGUUCUUGACUGAGAUUUUAUACCAUUUUUUACCGCACUGCAAUCGACUUUUUCGCUGCCAAACGAACAAAAUAUAUAUUGUUUUUGUGCUCUUUCUGAUAUGUAACACGUUACCUAGCUAUAACACAGAUAUUUUGUCGUUGCUUGCUUAUGAACAAAGACAUUUUUCCGUCUGUUUAUUAUAUUAUGCUAUGUUUUUUAUUUUCUAGCUUUUUAUAUUUUUUGUUGCAGCAAUUAGAAUGGCGACUCACUCGGCAUAAUAUUUACAUUAAUACCAUUUUCAUAAGUUACAAAUACUCAUCUAUUAUUUUUGACUUAACUCAUUUAUUAACUCUUCUUACAUUUUCAUUUGCUUUGCAUUAGGGGAGAGAAGACGGUUACAGACUAGAUGUAAGAUUAUGGAAUUCGCGAUAUCUUGUGUAUUCAGUUCUGGGGAUAACUGUCCGAAUGACUUCUUUACAUACUGUUUAGACGUUAUAAUAUCGCUACUGACCAUUAGUAUUUGUUUUGUUUAUAAAAGCUGCACUUCAUUAGCCGAAUAGCCUAACCGAAAGUUUAGAGGUGUUUAUUUUUUACCUCAUUUUGAGAAAUAUAUCGGGUAUCAAUUUGUUUACAUUAGUGUAAUUUGAAGGGCUUGAAUAUAACUUUCAAAUAACGUAAUUAAAUUUCAUGUGUGACCGUAAUGUGUGCACGCAAAUUUUCAUUUGACGUGUAAAAUUAUACUGCUUGCAUUCAGUCAUGGAUCCUUGCAAUUAUCGCAAGUCUGAAUCCCAUAAUCUCUUUUCUCGUAAUAUUUUAACAAUAUUUUUAGAAUAUUUAGCUAAUAUUGUUUGUUAUAAUACUUUUAUAGUAUUUUUUUACUAUGCAAAGUCGCAAGAGUCAAAGAUUUUUGUAUUUAUACUUUUGAUUCUUUUGUGUAAUAUUAUGUACAAGAUAUUAAUAUUUUUGUGAUACUGAUACUUAAGAUCCGUUCGUUAUGUAUAUUCGAAAAACUACUUAUAACAUGAUUGGUAGAAUUCUAUGGAUAACAAACUUCUACCAACAAGAAUUAUGUCACAAAUUUUUACUGAGUUAUUUAAAUAAAACAAAAUGGUGGUUCGUAAUCCCCUUCUCUCCUCUACCGAGCUUUGUAUUUUGAUUCUUACAAAUAUUUUUCAGUCAAAAAACAGCAUGGUACCCGCCACAUGUGUUCAAACAUCGGCAUGUACAACAAACACGGCCAAAUUGCGUGAACUGCAGCACAUGCAAAAA